CGUGCAGUGAAAAAGAAUCCAAAUCAAUCAUCAUUUACAUGAUGUUCCCAUAAUACUUGGUGUUCAGUCUUUUUUUCUGAAUCUGUUUCUUUGAGAACGAUCUUUUUGAGAAUUUGAUCACUUUCUUCAAUGUAUUACUAUAACUACCACGAUUGAACAGGUCUUACCUUCAAGCGUGAUCCCCGAUGAAUGUAUUUUCCCCUCUUCCUUUCGAAUGCGGGAUGACUUUUGAUUUUACAGGCAGUAAUUAUUAACAUAAUACAAAUACUCACAGUAAAAGUAAAACUAGCUGAAGUGAUGUGCAGUACGUCAGGCUCUACGGCACUCACAAGAACUAGCAUGAUUACAAUCUUGCGAUCAAGUACGUAGAAAUGGAAAAGAGGAGGAGUUAUUUCUUCUUCACCUUCUUGUUACCCCUCUAAUAUCAAACUCACCAUCAAUAUAUACGAACAAGAAAACCAUGACGGCAUCAACAUCUUCGAGUCGUCCUGCAGAGGAAGGUGGAGGGCCUCUUUCCUCUACUACAUCCACCUCAACCAGCUCUUCUUCGGAAACAAUAUCUGAACGUUUCUACCGCUUGUAUCCAAGGCUGAAGCGUGUUUCUAACUCAGGUGAUGGAAGUUGUGCGGACUUAUCUCCCGAAGGCUUGAAGCAGCUCGUCACAGAGCUGCGUACCUUGGUAACCGAGGUAGAACGAUCCAGCGUUUUCUCAGACAACGAAGACAUCGACGACUUGCUCACUGAGGACCUGAAGUUUCUACUCCUGCCUCAAAUGGUCGGAGACGCCUUGGCCUUGGACCACAACAUGGAGACGAGGUUUAAGAGUCUGAGCAGUGCCAUCAUCUCAUGGCAGAUGUAUCUGUCAAGAGCAGGAAGGUUUAAUCUGGUGGAUGCAGAAGACCAAGACGCAGUAUUCGAAGGUAUCGAAUCGGGGACAGCGCAACAGCAGCGAGAGGGAAAGAUCUCAAGGUUUGCUUGUUCUUUCUACUUUCUUUGAUGCUAGGAGUAGUUCGAUCGUAAUAAAUUCAUGUGUAUGUGUUCCUGAAGAUGUAGUACAAAUGAAACUGCAGGUGCAGCUGUUGUAUUCUGAAGAAAAAUACCACGCAACUAACACUAUCAACAUCAAAGCUCAUGAUCUUCUUUAUAUUUUAUAAGCACCUCCUUAUUCUUUUCACACUACAACGCACAGAUACAAACGCGACCAGGAGCUUGAAAAGAAGAUAGACUAUUUUUUCGCGAGAGUCGCGAAGAUGGGAGGAGAGGAGGAAGCAUGGACAGGUGGAGGCGUAGACGAAGAGAUGGCCAGGUCCUGCAUCCUAGACCUUCUUCGGAAAGGUGUGCUUCAUUGCAUAGAGGAGGUAGCGGCAGCAAAAAGAGAACUCCCGAUGCUGGAAAUGUUCAGGUAUUUUGAUACUAUUUUUUGCAUUUCUUUCAAUGGUAUUGGUACCUUGUACUAUAGUAUAUUAAUGUCUACUUCUUGGCAUGCCUUAUAGUAAAACUGCAUAUCAUAUCGCUGUUGUAGUACGGUCUAUAGAUACUCGGCGUCAACAAUUAUGUGCACAACUAAAAACCUCAGUAUGCGCGCAGCUUCCGGUGCUCCGUUGCAGUUCCAGGGUCCAGAUGAGGACCAAAAGAAGAGGCCAUGGCAGAUUUCUAUUCGGGACCCAUCCGAACUGAAGCAGCUGUUCCAAAACAGCGUGUUCCAACCUGACAUCCCGAUGCCUACUGUGACUCUAGCUGAGUACGCAGACUACGAAAUGGCCAAGCUCGCAGACCAAAAAGCAGACAAGGACGCUGCGGUAGUGGCAGAGUAUACUGCGAAGAACCAGGAGGUAGGGCGUGGCGGACCCGUGGAUGACCAUUACAAGAAGGAGCGCGAUGAGGAGGACAUGAAAGAAGCAAAGCAGAGGAGUUGGGACGAUUGGGUUGACUUCAAUCCAAAGGGGAUAGGGAACAAAAUGAAAAACACAAGUUGA
This is a messenger RNA of Amoebophrya sp. A25, 1976 nucleotides long. The record is from the annotation of a GenBank genome assembly. NCBI's taxonomy places the organism in Eukaryota, Dinophyceae, Syndiniales, Amoebophryaceae.